This is a messenger RNA of Trichomycterus rosablanca, 1731 nucleotides long. It is a transcript of the gene klhl18, whose product is annotated as kelch-like family member 18. The coding region runs from base 1 to 1731 and encodes 576 amino acids. The transcript has 10 exons. Lineage: Eukaryota; Metazoa; Chordata; Actinopteri; Siluriformes; Trichomycteridae. Gene Ontology annotation, molecular function: protein binding. The record is from RefSeq and is a predicted model, not a curated record.
AUGACGAUGGGUGACAUGAUAUCCGAAGAAAUAGAAGAUUUGAUGCAUUUUUCUGUCCACGAUUUACCAUGCCGUGGAUAUUCGGUCAUGGAGGAGAUCCGGCGACAGGGGAAACUCUGCGAUGUCACCCUUAAGGUGGGAGAGCACAAGUUCAGCGCCCACAGGAUCGUCCUUGCUGCUUCUAUUCCCUACUUCCAUGCCAUGUUCACUAAUGAUAUGGUGGAGUGCAAACAGGACGAGAUCGCCAUGCAAGGCAUGGAUCCCAGUGCUCUGGAAGCGCUUAUUAAUUUCGCCUAUAACGGACACAUAGCCAUAGACCAGCAGAACGUUCAGGCGCUCCUGAUCGGCGCUAGCUUCCUUCAGCUGCAGAAUGUCAAAGACGCCUGCUGCUCUUUCCUUCAGGAGAGGUUACACCCUAAAAACUGCCUGGGCGUGCGACAGUUUGCCGAGACCAUGAUGUGCACGACGCUGUACGAUGCUGCCAACAGCUUCGUUCACCAGCAUUUUGUGGAGGUUUCGGUGUCUGAGGAGUUCCUGAGCCUGCGGACUGACGAGGUGCUCGAGCUGGUGGGCUGUGACGAGCUCAACGUCAAGGCUGAGGAGCAGGUUUUUGAGGCAGUUCUGGCAUGGGUGAGGCAUCAGCGGGAGGAUCGGGAGUCCUGCCUGCCUGAGCUGCUUUCCAAGACCAGGUUGCCCCUGUGCAGACCUCAGUUUUUGGCUGACCGAGUCCAGCAGGAUGAGCUGGUGCGCUGCUGUCACAAAUGCAGGGAUCUAGUAGAUGAGGCAAAGGAUUAUCAUUUAAUGCCGGAGCGGCGGCCACACCUACCUGCCUAUAAGACCCGGCAACGAUGCUGCACGUCCAUUGCUGGGUUAAUCUAUGCUGUCGGAGGACUCAAUAGUGCAGGUGACUCGUUAAAUGUCGUAGAAGUAUUCGACCCAAUCGGUAACUGCUGGGAACGCUGUCAGCCAAUGAGCACGGCCCGCAGCCGAGUGGGCGUAGCUGUGGUGAACGGACUGCUUUACGCUAUCGGUGGCUAUGACGGCCAGUCACGGCUCAGCACUGUCGAGGUCUACAACCCAGAAACGGACACGUGGAGUAAAGUGGCCAGUAUGAACAGUCAGCGCAGUGCGAUGGGAACGGUUGUGGUGGACGGACACAUUUACGUAUGUGGUGGCUACGAUGGCAGGUCAUCACUCAAUUCAGUGGAGUGCUAUUCUCCAGAAACUGACAGAUGGACGGUAGUAACAGAGAUGAGUGCGAGUCGCAGUGCUGCGGGUGUGACGAUAUUUGAAGGGAGAAUAUAUGUUUCGGGUGGUCAUGAUGGUCUGCAGAUUUUCAAUACGGUUGAGUACUACAACCAGCACACGGCGCAGUGGCACCCAGUGCCUUCCAUGCUGAACAAGCGGUGCAGGCAUGGCGCAGCGGCCCUGGGCAGUCAGCUCUACGUGGUGGGCGGUUACGACGGCUCUGGCUUCCUGAGCGGCGCGGAGGUGUACAGCUCCUCAGCCGAGCAGUGGAGCCACCUGGUGUCUAUGAAUACCCGGCGCAGCCGAGUCUCACUGGUGGCCAACUGCGGUCACCUCUACGCCGUCGGAGGCUACGACGGCCAGUCCAACCUCAGCUCUGUGGAGAUGUACGACCCGGAGACCAAACGCUGGACGUUCAUGGCGCCCAUGGUGUGCCACGAAGGCGGGGUCGGGGUCGGGUGUAUACCCCUUCACCCGGCUUAG